Daucus carota subsp. sativus is the source of this 909-nucleotide messenger RNA. RefSeq lists its product as uncharacterized. Bases 204 to 683 code for a protein of 159 amino acids. Gene Ontology annotation, molecular function: RNA binding. The transcript is spliced from 5 exons. Lineage: Eukaryota; Viridiplantae; Streptophyta; Magnoliopsida; Apiales; Apiaceae. The record is from RefSeq and is a predicted model, not a curated record.
GUAACAUGACCCAUUUCAAUAAGCCAAACAGCCCCUAGUCCAAUGUUAUCAUACGACGGCGUUGAGAAUCAUAAGCGCAAUAAACUCCGCCGCGGCCGUGAAUUUCAGUCCUCACCAUUCUUAAUUCUUAAUCAGGUUGCAUUGAUUUGAGAUAGUACAUUGUUUUCUGUUCUUGCAAGGAGGGACAAUCUGUCAGUAGAUUUAUGUGCAGUGACAUGGAGCCCAAUAAUAUUAUGGGUGACAAGUAUGAAAGCAGACUUUACAUUGGGAACCUUGAUUUUAGGAUAACAGAAGCUGCACUGAUUAAGAUGUUUUCACCAUUUGGAACUAUUGUAUCGGAGGACUUCCUAUGGCAUACUCGAGGUCCAAAACGUGGAGAGCCUCGUGGUUAUGCUUUUGUCCAGUAUCGUACCGUAGAGGAAGCUAAACUAGCAAAGGAAAAGGUACAUGGAAAGUUGGUGUAUGGUCGCCCUUUGGUAGUUCGUCUUGCUAGCGAGAAAGACUUGGUAGACGGUGCAGGAAGUUCCGACAAAGCCAUUGAUGCAAAGAAACCAGGCCUUACCGGAAGCUGUCCAGGACAACUGACCCGGAGUGCUAAAAUCGCUGCAAUAAAGAACAAAUUAAAAGAUAUGGAAGAGCAGAACCAUGAGACAAAGAGGCCAAAAAAAGAUGAAGGCAGUUGAUUCCUUUAGUUAACAAUGAAGUAAGAAUUGAAAAAGAAAAUGUCUAGAAUACAAAAAGAAAAAUGUUGACAAAGGCUCCCUUUUUCAUCUUAUAUGCACCCCAGCUUCUGUAGCUUUAAACUUGAAAGUGAAGCACCUGGGCUCUCAUGUACUAGGGAAAAUUGAUGAAAUGUAUCUCUCCAUUCCAAAUGUUUUCUAUGUUGAAGAAUCUUGAACAUUUGAUUCA